AUGGAUACCAUCAUCCUGUCGACCCUGCCCACACUGACGACGGAUGCGGCUGGCAGCAGCAGCUUUUGGCUAACCGGAGCCCUUUCCCUCUCCGAGAUUCUGGCCAACUCGAGCGACGGCAGCACGGCCAGCACAGCCACGACGGCUGGGACCACCUCGACGGCCUCCACGGCGGUGAAUGUGGGUAAAGACCACGACAAGCACGUGAAUGACAGCGUCUCCACGGCACUGAGUAAUUACAGUUCAUAUCCUGGCUACAUCCACUACCGUGACAAAUACGAUCUGAGCUACAUAGCGAAGGUGAAUCCUUUUUGGCUGCAAUUCGAGCCACCGCGUUCGAGCACUUUUCUGGUCAUGGCUGCCUUGUACUGCCUCAUCUCGGUGGUGGGAUGCGUGGGCAAUGCAUUCGUCAUCUUCAUGUUCGCCAAUCGCAAAUCGCUGCGAACUCCGGCCAAUAUUCUGGUGAUGAACCUGGCCAUCUGUGACUUUCUGAUGCUCAUCAAAUGUCCGAUUGCCAUAUACAACAACAUCAAGGAGGGACCGGCCCUGGGAGAUGCAGCCUGCCGCCUGUACGGAUUUGUUGGCGGUCUGAGUGGCACCUGCGCCAUUGGAACACUCACCGCCAUCGCUUUGGACCGGUACAAUGUGGUGGUGCAUCCACUGCAACCUCUGAGACGCUGCUCCCGCCUGCGCUCCUACCUGAUUAUCCUGCUGAUCUGGUGCUACAGCUUCCUGUUCGCCGUGAUGCCGGCUCUGGACAUCGGUCUGUCGGUUUAUGUGCCCGAAGGUUUCCUAACUACCUGCAGCUUUGACUACUUGAACAAGGAGACGCCGGCCCGCAUCUUUAUGGCGUUGUUUUUCGUAGCAGCUUACGCCAUCCCACUGACCACCAGUUACUCCUACUUCUACAUCCUGAAGGUGGUCUUCACGGCCAGCCGAAUUCAGUCGAACAAGGAUAAGGCCAAGACGGAGCAGAAGCUGGCCUUCAUUGUGGCCGCCAUUAUAGGAUUGUGGUUCCUUGCGUGGUCGCCCUACGCUAUUGUUGCUAUGAUGGGUGUCUUUGGCCUGGAGCGGCACAUAACCCUGGGAUCUAUGAUACCGGCACUCUUUUGCAAGACGGCUGCCUGCGUGGACCCGUACCUGUACGCAGCUACUCAUCCUCGGUUUCGUGUAGAAGUGCGAAUGCUUUUCUAUGGUCGCGGCAUCCUCAGAAGAGUUUCCACCACCAGAUCAUCAUACAUGACCCGAUCGAGGUCUUCCUUCACCCACAGGCUACGCACUUCGACCACGGGUGGUGCCGCAGGUGAGGGUGAUCAUCGCAUGGAGACCUACUUGAUGAACAACAACCUGAUGAUGGUGCCCGAGGAGACGGAGGAGAACGAGGAGAUCGUUGUGGUGGCCGAGAUCAACAAUUCGGUGAGCAGUGUCAUGGAGCAGAGUAAGUUUUGAAGAGGCUGCUGAAAAACAAGGAGACCUUUAAUUACUUUUAGGAACUAAAAAUCCCAUAGAGUGGACCGGAGCUAGGGUUACAUUUAUGUAUUCCUUUACAUUUUAUUUAUUUGUAAUAAUUGCCCAUCAUUUUGCU
Molecule: messenger RNA, 1585 nt
Organism: Drosophila serrata
Lineage: Eukaryota; Metazoa; Arthropoda; Insecta; Diptera; Drosophilidae
Gene: Rh7
Product: G protein-coupled receptor family protein rhodopsin 7
Biological process (GO): visual perception; G protein-coupled receptor signaling pathway
Cellular component (GO): membrane
Molecular function (GO): G protein-coupled receptor activity
Source: RefSeq, a predicted model, not a curated record